This is a messenger RNA of Symbiodinium sp. CCMP2456, 1656 nucleotides long. The record is from the annotation of a GenBank genome assembly. Lineage: Eukaryota; Dinophyceae; Suessiales; Symbiodiniaceae.
AUGGUGAGUCCGCCCGCACGCCCGCGCAGCUUGCUGAGCGCUACGGUGUCGGGCGUCCGGUGCCAGUUUCAGCAACCUAGCUGCAUCUUGAUACUCGCGUCGCAGUUCGACUCGCGCAUUUUCCUCUUCACGUGCAACGAUGCUCCUUCUGCAGCACGGGAAGAGCUGGCGGCAGCACGUACCCGCGUGCAGGAUCUGAUGGAUAUGGGUGUGGUGGUGGAGUUCUUCCCACUGCACUUCCCCGAUCAGGACUUCAGCAUUGAGCGCUUCUGGGGCGAGCUCCUUCCUGUCGACCCCACAGACUACUUGCAAAGGGCCGCAGUGCGUCUGGAAGAUGUGGAAAGAGUGGUGAGGAUGCGCACGCACCGCAAGCGCACGCUGCAGAGGUUGGCCUUUCACCUUUGCCCAGGUGUUGAAGCAUCUGUCUCUGUGUUUGUCACCAUGCUGGAAGCCAAAGUGCCACCGCCCGUCUACUUGCUGAACGAGAACAACAAGCCGCUGAAGGCAGAAUCAAAGCAGAUUUGUGAGCAGACUGGUGCGCUGCUGCACCCGGUGGAUGACAUCGCCACGUAUGUGGAGGUUGCGGGCCAUCGGAUCUUUGUGACUAGAGCGGAGACGCAGGAGCUCCUCUGCGUACCUGUGGACUUGAGCGAAUUGCCGAAUGUCGGAGACUGGGUGCAGUUGCAUGUGCUAGCCUUGCUCCCAGCAUGCGAGGAGGCAAAGCACUUCGGCGAUCCCUCGCUUCGGGUGCUCGGUUUCAAGCCCCUCAGCUCCUUGCAGGAUCAUCACCGCAUGUUCCAUGCCUACUUCGUCUACCCGAACGAGCGAGGCUUCACAGGCUCGGCCGCGCUGCUGUCGUCUCUGGUCAGCGUCAUGCUGGAGCGAAAGGUUCUGGCCUUGGCAAGCUACGUUGCACGGCGCAACAGCGAGCCAGUUCUGGUUGCCCUCCUACCGCAGGCAGAGGUCGAGGAGGAUGGCGACCAGAGGCAGCCACCGGGCUUCCACAUGGUGCGCCUUCCCUGGGCCGAGGACGCGGCGUGUCAGGGUUUCCCUUUAGCUGAUGGCUUCCCGGCCGUGAUGCCCGAGAACCUCAAGGAGAGGGCCCAAGAGGUGGUCCGGUCCUUGCAGCUGCCCGACUUCGUGCCGGGCUGCGCAGAGAACCCGGCCUCGCCCGUCUACGCUUUGGGUUCCGUGUCUCGAGCUCUUUGCCUCACGGUUCUGCAGAAGCACUACGCAGCUGUGCAGGCAUUGGCUCUUUCAGAAGAGCAGCCUGAAGAGACCGUGGAUGUUCUGCAGCCAGACGCAGCACAUCUAGAGACCAAGAAGCCGCUCUUCUUGGCCUGGAAGGAGGCCCUCGAUGCAGCAGCGCCGUUGAGGAAGCGGGCGGCUGCCGAGGGCGAGGGUGCCGCAAAGAAGUUCCCUCGACGGGAAGCGCCCGCGGUCCCUGUGGAUUUGGAGGCCCCGCCUUUGACUCGAGGGAGGAAGGGCAGGGCAAUGGGGACUUGUCGAGAUGAAGGUCAAAGCGAGGGCCUGGUGGUGAGCCGGAGACCUUUCUUUGCGGCUUUUGCUUUUGUGGCUCAGUUGCGAGUUUAUGGACCCUCAUUCUCCAAAGGCCAUCAGCCGCAGAAUCCUCCGACACCUGCCCCCCCUCCUUAA